Peronospora matthiolae is the source of this 162-nucleotide messenger RNA. The record is from the annotation of a GenBank genome assembly. Lineage: Eukaryota; Oomycota; Peronosporomycetes; Peronosporales; Peronosporaceae.
AUGAAUAUGUUGGAUGAUGAAGAUGACCAAAGCUUUUACGCUACGCGUGACGGCUAUUCCCAUUUGAGCAAUGACGAACGGGAUGCGGUUGAACGGAUGGGUUCAACCAUGGGCAUCCAUGCUAUUAGCGUCAUGCUGGAGGCUCUCAAUAGAGAUGCCUAA